AUGAGUUCCUGGAAUGACUCACUGCAUUUCUGUCAGUGGCAGGGGGUUACAUGCAGUCGCCGACGUCAGAGGGUCACAGCCUUGAGGUUGGAGGGUCAGAGCUUAGCUGGUUCCUUACCUCCUAUUGGGAACUUAACAUUCCUGAGAGAGUUGGUGUUGUCCAACAAUAACUUGCAGGGUUCUAUCCCCACUGACAUUGGUCUUUUGCGACGAAUGCAGCAUCUCAAUCUCAGCACAAAUUCUCUCCAAGGUGAGAUUCCCAUUGAGCUGACCAACUGUUCAAACCUCAAGACUGUGGACUUAACAAGGAACAAUCUGACCGGGCAGAUUCCCUUGCACGUUGGCCAUAUGUUGAAACUCCUACUUCUAUGGCUUGGUGCCAACGAUCUAACAGGGGUUGUCCCAUUUACUUUGGGAAACCUGUCAUCUCUUCAACAUCUGUCCGUUGCGUACAAUCAUUUGGAGGGAAAUAUUCCACAUGAAUUAGGUCGUUUGAAGAGCUUGAAAUAUUUAUAUUUGGAUGUAAAUAACCUAUCUGGUAUGAUUCUUCCCUCACUCUAUAAUUGGUCAUCUCCCAUUGAAUUUUUUGUAUCUGGCAACAUUCUAACUGGAAAUUUUACUCCAAACAUGAGGUUUAAUUUUCCUCAACUCCGCAAGUUUGGCAUAGCAGGGAAUCAGUUUACCGGAGUAAUUCCAGAUACACUAUCCAAUAUUUCAGGACUUGAACAUUUGGAUCUAGGUAACAAUUAUCUAACUGGCCAAGUCCCUGAUAGCUUAGGAGUGCUCAAGGAUCUCUAUUGA
Molecule: messenger RNA, 801 nt
Organism: Vitis vinifera (wine grape)
Lineage: Eukaryota; Viridiplantae; Streptophyta; Magnoliopsida; Vitales; Vitaceae
Product: LRR receptor-like serine/threonine-protein kinase EFR
Exons: 1
Coding region: 1-801 (266 amino acids)
Molecular function (GO): protein binding
Source: RefSeq, a predicted model, not a curated record